Messenger RNA from Styela clava, 1671 nucleotides. RefSeq lists its product as uncharacterized. The record is from RefSeq and is a predicted model, not a curated record. Lineage: Eukaryota; Metazoa; Chordata; Ascidiacea; Stolidobranchia; Styelidae.
GGUUUAAUACAAAAGCGGAUAUAAAACAAGGAGUCGAUUAAAUCGCGUAUCUUGUGUCUGAAGGUUGAAAAGACCGCAAUUUAGAAUAAGGACUGUAGUAUAAAGGUCUUUAUAUAUACCUUGAAAAGAAUCAGAAUUAGUCUGGAAAUGCUUCAAAUGUAGUCAAAAGUUUUAUCUUUGCUCAGCAUAGAUACAGCGAUUUUAUAAAAUCCAUUAGAUAUAUCAGAAGUUCAACCAAACGUUGUACGGUUGUGUUGGAUAACCGCGGACAUUCAACGUUUUCGGGCGAAAAUUCUGAAAUGGCGGUUUCUAGAAGAAUACUUGUCAUAUUCAUUGUAACUGCUUUUACAAGAGCUGAGGACUUGGAAGAAGUAUUGCGAGAUGAAGCAAAAGUGAAAAGCUCAGUAUCUCCUAGAUUAGCCGGAGCUAGAGCACCUCCUGUACCACCAAGAUAUUGGUCGGCUGAAGUCGGCGAUUGUGAAGACAACCCUGGAUUCGCAGAAGACUGCUCAAUUUGGGCCAAACGUGGUUUUUGCACUGACACAACUAUAGGAAAACGUUAUCCAGAAUGGAUGAAAAAGAACUGCAUGGUCAGCUGUGGCUACUGCGAAAAAGAACGGAAAACUAACUUUUUGAAAAUCGGAGCAAAGACCAUUGCACUGUUACUAUAUUACGCAUGGAUUUUAAACAUUCUACCCAUGUCAAGGCCGAGAACAAUUUCUAUUAUGUUCCAACCUCAUAAGAGGGUUGCAUUGUCAGGACUAUUUAUAAUACCCGCAAUUUUAGUUUACUUUAUUUAACAAAAUAUAAUAUAUUUCAUAAUAUGCUAAAUAUAUUUUCCAAACAUUAUACGCACCAUAAAAACCUCAACUGAUUUUAGUGAGCGAUGUAAUCCCAUUGAUGAAAAUAUUUUUCUGAAACACUAGCAGAAUAGAUUAUCUGUGGCAUUUACUGUGACAGGCAUUUCAAUAAUGCAUUUUUAUAGCUAAACCACUCAGUUAUGAUGAUUUUCUUUUACGUGAUCAUCUAUAGUUUCCUGAGAUAAAUAAAUACCAUGUACUCGUCAUAAAUAAUCCCAUAUUGUGUUAACUUAAGAGUAUCAACAUGAGUUGAGGUAAAAAAAAAAUAUAUAUAUAUAAAAGGUAUCAAGAAAACAACCCAAAAUAGUUGUGUCUAGAUAUAGGAAAUAUUUGUUUCCCACCUAACUAUGCGAUAGAAUCACGUAUAAACAAUGCCCAGCCAUUGAAAGAAUGAUGGUAUAAACUUAUGCCAGUUACAAAACGAUUACGACAAGAUAAAUUGCACAUUGUCUAACGGUUCUAACCUCUCUCGAAGAAGACAGUGUUACGUCAAAUUCUGACAAUUCACAUCGUCCGUUAACGUUGUUAGUCUGUCCUCAUAUGUUUCUUCAACUCUUGACCUUUAUUCUUUAAUUUGAUUGCUCAAGCAGACAAAAACGAUUGCUUUGCUAUAGGAUUGGUGUGGAAAUCACGUUUCCUAACAAUUUUCGUGCCAGGUUGUGGCAUUUGAAAGUGUUCCAGCAGGCAUAUAUAUCUAAGGUAUAUAUAUAGGAUUAAAACUGAACUACGCCUCUAUUAUAUUUUCUUAUUCAUUGUAACAUUAAAAUCGAAGAAAACCCAAUAGAAAUAAUAACAAUUUACUUUCAACUUU